UUUUUUUUUUUUAAGAAAAUAAAAUAAAACUCACCAAAAGCUUUGUAGGAGUAGUUCAUUAUGCUUCACCUCGCUUUCGCUUUCUUCCAUCUGACUAUUCUCUUCUCUGUUCUCAGUCUACUUCAACUGGCUUCCACAACCAACAACGAUGAGGUUGUUGCAGCAAUUCCCAGCUAUAUCCGAGUCUUCAAAAACGGCACCGUCGAACGCCCCCGUCAAACCCCAUAUGUGCCACCAUCGCUUGACGACCCUCAAACCGGAGUCUCUUCCAAAGACAUUGUCAUCUCCUACGAGCCUCUCAUUUCUGCCCGCCUUUACCUCCCAAAAUCCACCACCCAAUUCCACGAUGAUGACCACCAAAAACUCCCCAUCUUGGUCUACUAUCAUGGCGGUGGAUUCUUCUUUGAAUCCGCCUUCUCUCAGCUCUACCACCGUUACUUAAACCUCUUCGUCUCCCAAGUAAACGUCGUCGUCGUCUCUGUAGAAUACCGGCUAGCUCCGGAACACCUUCUGCCUGCAGCUUAUGAAGAUUGCUGGAAAGCCCUGAAAUGGGUCGCAACCUGUUCGACGAAAGACCCCAGUGAUGAGCCAUGGCUAAAUUACGGAGAUUUCAGCAGAGUUUUCAUCGCCGGUGAUAGUGCUGGUGGUAAUAUUGUCCAUAACGUCGCCAUGCGUGGUGGGGUUGAGGAUUUGCCUGGUGGGGUUAGAAUUUUAGGCGCUAUGUAUGUUCAUCCUUAUUUCUGCAGUUCAAGUCCAAUUGGGUCUGAACCAGUUUCAGGGCGCGACCAGAGCUUGCCUGUUUUGGUGUGGAAAUUCGUGUACCCUUCAGCCCCAGGUGGAUUAGAUAAUCCCAUGGUCAAUCCCUUGGCUCCUGGAGCGCCCAGCUUGGCUGGACUUGGGUGUUCUAGGAUUCUUGUGUGUGUUGCAGAGAAAGAUUCGUUGAGGGACAGAGGGGUUUGGUUCUAUGAGGGUGUGAAGAAGAGUGGGUGGAGAGGUGAACUGGAGCUGUUUGAACAAGAAGGAGAAGACCAUGUUUAUCAUAUCUUUCAUCCUGAUUCUGAAAAUGGCAAGAAAAUGACCAAACGCAUGGCUUCUUUUAUCAUGAAGGAAGAAACAGGCAUGGAUUGAUGCGUUCAACUUCGUGUUAAGUUACAGAAAGUGUCCGAAAAACAUUUGUGUUCUCAGUUCCGUUCUGGUCUUUGUGGUUGAGACAGGGAAGGAUUCAUGGUGAGUUCACUUCUUGCAAAUCUGUAUUGUCAAGUGCUUGCUAUUUGCUUCGUUCUUGCCGUGUGAUUUUUGUUUUACUUGUUGGAAUCUGUUCGCUAUCUGCUAUGGAUUGUGUUAAUUACUCGUUGGAAUAGUAUUUGUUGUUCCAAGAAUUUAUCGUCUUGUUCAUCACUGAGGUUGCUAUAACUUUUGUUUGUA
This is a messenger RNA of Prosopis cineraria, 1425 nucleotides long. Its product is annotated as 2-hydroxyisoflavanone dehydratase-like. Bases 61 to 1128 code for a protein of 355 amino acids. The transcript has a single exon. NCBI's taxonomy places the organism in Eukaryota, Viridiplantae, Streptophyta, Magnoliopsida, Fabales, Fabaceae. Gene Ontology annotation, molecular function: hydrolase activity. The record is from RefSeq and is a predicted model, not a curated record.